UUACCGAAGAAAAGCGGAUUUCAGCCAUUUUGUAAUUAUUUGAUCAAGGUUUAUAUUUUAAACAAAUAAGCUAAAGUUAUACUUAAACAAAAAAUAGUUAAGUGUAAUAUCGUGUUACUUGAUUCUCUAGAAACUGCGUUAUCUUCUAAUACAAUAAACAAUUUCAAAACUUAAAACCAAAGAUUUUGUGGUUGUUUUUUGAAGCCAAGCUAUAAGUUUUAAUAAUAUGGUGCGCGGAGCCGGCCGUGGCGGGCGAGGAAUACCUGGUAGAGGUGGUAUGGGACGUCCGCCCUUUAACAGACCCCGUGUAUUGAUGCUACGGCCGCCUUUUGACUUGAUUUUGGCUGAACCCGCGUUUCCCCGGUGCAAACCGGCCCCCGAUGACGCUGCUUUGACACAGGCUCUCCUCAAAAGACAUGCAGAGCUUUGCCCGACGCCCACAGAGCAAUCUGCAGUCCUGAGCAUUGUCACAAAACUGCAGACAGUUCUGGACAAUUUAGUAGUUGCACCGGGAGACUUCGCUGCUUGUCAACUGGAAGAGGUGAGACAGGUCGGUUCAUAUAAGAAGGGCACUAUGAUGGCGGGAAAGAAUGUAGCAGAUAUUGUAGUCAUUAUGAAGACUCUCCCCACCAAAGAGGCUGUGGAGGGACUAUCCAAUAAGGUGAAUGAAGAGCUGAACAAGUUGAUGCGAGCAGAAGCCCUGGGCAACGUGUCAAGUACCUGCCACGAGCGUGGCUUCACCGUGACCGCCGCCACGGCCGCCGUACGGGUGCUGGUAACCACACUUCACCAGAACCUGAGGAAGCUUGAGCCGGAAGUGCAUUUGGACUACAAAGUCAUCAGCAGUCACUUGGCUGCAAUCAGACAUAGCCGCUGGUUCGAAGAGAACGCACACCAUUCCUCAAUCAAGGUGUUGAUACGUCUACUGCGGGACAUGUGCUCACGCCACUCCGGCCUGGACCCGCUGACUCCCUGGAUGAUCGACCUGCUGGCCCACCACUGUAUCAUGAACAACCCGGCCCGCCAGGCGUUGCCCAUCAACGUGGCGUUCCGACGUGCCCUGUCUCUACUCGCGGGGGGCCUGUUCCUGCCAGGAUGCGCAGGCCUGCCGGACCCCUGUGAAGCGGCCCACUCGCGUGCGCACACCGCACUAGACCUCGCGGCGCAAGACCACGCGGCGGCCACGGCGCAGACGUUGUUGCGGGUGGUGGCACGCGGCGGUCACCGGUACGUGCUGGGCCUGCAGGCGUUCGAGGGCGGCAAGGACAUCUCAACGGAGAUCACAGUCUGGGAUGGCGUGGUGGUGUCACCGCUCGCGCCCGCCUACCACGACACCCCCGAGCCCAUGGACACCGACGACAAAGACGACGACGGAAUGCAAGAUGGCGUCGCAGCUUAGUAUUAAGAUAUCUUUAUUAUAAUAGCGUGACAACACAAUAUUGUGUUUAAGACUAAGAACUUAAAAUAAAUUUCUAACUAUAUAAGAA
This is a messenger RNA of Pararge aegeria (speckled wood butterfly), 1487 nucleotides long. RefSeq names its product interleukin enhancer-binding factor 2 homolog. NCBI's taxonomy places the organism in Eukaryota, Metazoa, Arthropoda, Insecta, Lepidoptera, Nymphalidae. The record is from RefSeq and is a predicted model, not a curated record. The transcript is spliced from 9 exons. Bases 227 to 1399 code for a protein of 390 amino acids.